AUGCUGAAGCUUCCGUCCAUCUUCAAGAAAUACUCUGGCCUUGAGGCAGAGGUCUAUUGGAAAGCGUGUCGGAAGUACAACGAGGCGCCGGAGAUAGAUCUGAGCCGCUUCGGAAUCGUAGAGGAGUCGUCAGAGAUGCCGCAGGCCGUACCUUCUCGAGGCUACGCCAAGAAGGCGAGUGCCCCGCCGCCGCGGAAUGGGUCUGACAAGCAGCGCCGCUGCAAUUCAGACAUUCUGUCGAAUUUCGGGGCCGUGAAGGAAAGGCAGUAA
Symbiodinium sp. CCMP2456 is the source of this 270-nucleotide messenger RNA. The record is from the annotation of a GenBank genome assembly. Lineage: Eukaryota; Dinophyceae; Suessiales; Symbiodiniaceae.